This is a messenger RNA of Callorhinus ursinus (northern fur seal), 804 nucleotides long. RefSeq names its product ovo like transcriptional repressor 1 (gene OVOL1). Gene Ontology annotation, biological process: regulation of transcription by RNA polymerase II; epidermal cell differentiation. The record is from RefSeq and is a predicted model, not a curated record. Lineage: Eukaryota; Metazoa; Chordata; Mammalia; Carnivora; Otariidae. Gene Ontology annotation, cellular component: nucleus. Gene Ontology annotation, molecular function: RNA polymerase II cis-regulatory region sequence-specific DNA binding; DNA-binding transcription factor activity, RNA polymerase II-specific.
AUGCCCCGCGCGUUUCUGGUGAAGAAGCCGUGCGUCUCCACGUGCAAGAGGAACUGGAGCGAGCUCCCCGACGAGGAGCGCGGAGAGAUCUACGUGCCAGUCAGUCUGGGCUUCUGCCCACCACAGCCCUACCGGGAACCAGAGCCGUCAGUGGCUGAACCCCCAUCUUGCCCCCUGGUUUUGGACAUGAGCCUUCGGGACUCCAGCUAUAGUGUGGCCCCUGGACCCUGCGUGGUAGCCCAGCUGCCCUCCGAAGACAUGAGUCGUUUGGCAGACCCCCAGAGCAGAGACCACGGCUUCCUGCGCACCAAGAUGAAGGUGACCCUCGGGGACAGUCCCAGUGGAGACCUCUUCACUUGCCAUAUCUGCCAGAAGGCCUUCACCUACCAGCGCAUGCUGAACCGCCACAUGAAGUGUCACAACGACGUCAAGAGGCACCUCUGCACCUACUGUGGGAAGGGCUUCAAUGACACAUUCGACCUGAAGAGACAUGUCCGCACCCACACUGGCGUGCGGCCCUACAAGUGCAGCCUGUGUGACAAGGCCUUCACGCAGCGCUGCUCCCUGGAGUCUCAUCUCAAGAAGAUCCACGGCGUGCAGCAGAAGUACGCGUACAAGGAGCGGCGGGCCAAGCUGUACGUGUGUGAGGAGUGUGGCUGCACGUCUGAGAGCCAGGAGGGCCAUGUCCUGCACCUGAAGGAACACCACCCCGACAGCCCGCUGCUGCGCAAGACCUCCAAGAAGGUGGCUGUGGCCCUGCAGAAUACUGUCACCUCCCUGCUACAGAGCAACCACCACCUCUGA